AUGGCGGGCGACAUGAUCCGCGAGAAUUGCGAACUCCGCAAUCACGCCUCUAAGGAAUUGCAGCAGGCUGCAGCAGCCGGGUUGUCAACGGCUGUGGGGCUGGGGCCACGCUUUGAGGGACCACGGUUCGAAGGGCAACGGCUCGAUGGAUCUCGGUUUGAGGGGCCACCUCGGUUUGAGACAUCUCGGUUUGAGACAUCUCGGUUUGAGGGCCAGCCGAUGGCGUAUCGGAAGCCGCAGAGUUCGUCUCCCGGUUACCCCGGUUCGAUUCCCGGUGCUGUCGCCGUCGCGGGCGCGUCGGGUCGCGGGUCGUUUGGUGGACGCGGGUCUUUUGGCGGCCGUGGGUCGUUGCCAGGGUCGCAGCUUGGGGGAGCGGCGUUCAACACCGCUCCGGCAAUUUCGAUCCCGGCCAUUACGACGGUGGCCUCUCUGCAGCAGAGCUUGGGGGCUGCGCCGUCGCCCCCUUAUAGCCUGGGCCCGAUCCGACCGGCGGCCUUGGGUGCCGCGACAUAUCCGGUUCCGGCGAUUAUUGGAGCGAACCGCAGUAGUGGCGCUCCGGGUUCAGUGCCGACGACCCUGGGUUCGAUUCCCACGACUGGGUUCUCACCACAGGGGAGCGGAAACCUUUCCCCUCGAGGUAGUGGGGGGUUGGUAUUGCCGCCGCCGGCCCCGCUGGCUGCGCCUAGUCAGGUGGGCGGGCCGUAUUGGACGGACACGGUGACUGAUUUCAGUGGGAAUGAGAUGGAUGCAAGCGACGCGUUCUCAUCCUUCUUUCCGCAUAGUCACGUGGGUUCACGUUUCGACCCGCCGCGUUUCGGGUUAUGGAGUAGCAUGAGCGAAGAUACUAAGCUCGACGAGAUCAAGGCGUUGUUGGAAAUGGAUUUCCGGCCAAGGCUGGACAAGAUGUUGUCCUUUCUGCAAGCGAUGACCGGAGGCGGGAUGACCGGAGGCGGGAUGACCGGAGGCGGGAUGACCGGAGGCGGGAUGACCGGAGGCGGGAUGACCGGAGGCGGGAUGACCGGAGGCGGGAUGACCGGAGGCGCAGUCCUGGGGGGUCCACCGAAUUCGGGCAGCAGCUACGAUGAUGAAAUGGCCAUUAGUGUCACUCACUUAACGGAUCCGAUUCCCAAGACAGAAAUCGAUGGCUGUUCCUAUAACGUGUAUAUCAUGCAUGAUGGUCCACCCUAUCUUCUUAGGUGUACCCAAUGGAAGGACAAACUCCUCUCUUCAGAGAUACUACACCUUCCAGUCAAGCGUGCACAACUUGUUACGGGUUACGUAAUUGAUGACUACUUACAUGUACUCGGCAAAUUCACUUUCAUAACAGAACAGUGCGAGUCCAUCGAAGUUAGAUUGGACAACCAUGUCAAGCUCAGAAUCUGUAUGGAGUAUUUCGCAUUGUUUACCAACCUCGGUCCAACCAGACUAAGUAAGUUAAAGUACUAG
This is a messenger RNA of Gregarina niphandrodes, 1446 nucleotides long. RefSeq lists its product as hypothetical. The record is from RefSeq and is a predicted model, not a curated record. Bases 1 to 1446 code for a protein of 481 amino acids. The transcript has a single exon. NCBI's taxonomy places the organism in Eukaryota, Apicomplexa, Conoidasida, Eugregarinorida, Gregarinidae.